AUGCCCUCACUUCCCGCCUUUAGGACAAUUGGAAUCUUCCUAAUCCAUUACUCUCAGCAAUUGCGCGACGAGCUAUUGACAAUCGAUUCAUAUAUACUCAUUCGCGUUUCAAAGUGCACUAUCCACCACAUAUCUGCAUCAAUCAACAUGGACUCUGGCAAGAAUACCAAUCCUCCUGUGUCUCCCUCCGGCCGCAGACGCAGCUCUGGCACACUGUUCCAAGGUCUUAUGGACCAGAAACGUCACGAAGGCACUUCUGCCCGCAGACAAUCGAUGACCGACUCGAAGCCUACUCCUGGUUUCUUGGGUCAAAUGUGGCACAACUGGACUCGAGGUCCCGCCAGUCCCCCGAAAUAG
Colletotrichum higginsianum IMI 349063 is the source of this 357-nucleotide messenger RNA. Its product is annotated as Conidiation-specific expression protein. Lineage: Eukaryota; Fungi; Ascomycota; Sordariomycetes; Glomerellales; Glomerellaceae. The coding region runs from base 1 to 357 and encodes 118 amino acids. The record is from RefSeq and is a predicted model, not a curated record. The transcript has 3 exons.